Messenger RNA from Cuscuta epithymum, 1221 nucleotides. The record is from the annotation of a GenBank genome assembly. NCBI's taxonomy places the organism in Eukaryota, Viridiplantae, Streptophyta, Magnoliopsida, Solanales, Convolvulaceae.
UUUGAUAGACGCCUAGGCGGAUACUAGCAUAAGUUGGAAUCCGGUGAUGAGUUGUAUUCUUAGCAUAAAGUUUGGCCAUUUAUUUAACCUAAAAAAAACUCAUAUCGAAAAUUGAGACCUCUUUUGUCCGUACGUUGAAUAAUUGUUCACUUUAUUCAGCCCAAUUUCCUUUCAAUUCAACCCACACUUUAAAAUUGCUAGCCAAACUCCGCCCAAACCCCAACACACUAGCUUUUUCUAUCUCUCUCUCAAACAAGCCAAACCAAAGGUUGGGCUCGAGUGGUUCAUGGAAUUUGAUUUUGUCAAACCUAUUUGGGGGGUGUAUGGUUUCCAUUUCUUCUUAAUUACACACCCCACGAUCUCAUUAAGCAUAUGUAUGGCAACACUGAAAUCCCAACCUAUGCUCUUAUUUCUUGCGGCCUUCCUUCUCAUCUCCUCAUCAAUCCUUCCUCAAUCAUCCCUAUCUUCUGCCCAUCCUCAUACAAACACAGCCAUGAGGUCAACACCAACACCACCAUCAAUAUCAUCUACAACCGAGUUGCACCCGAGCCGAAAGAGACUCCCGAGAUCACUCCGUAAUCCUUCUUCUACACAGAAACCACCGGAUUACGGAGCCAGCUAUCAUGAAGUCCCCGGCGGCCAUAAUCCAGCAAGCAACCGCCGGUAAGUCCAAUAUCAGCUGAGAUGAAGAGAGAUCAAAAUCAUUACCGCAGACAGAGCGGAUCUGUCACGUUAUAUAUAUAGAGUACGGUUUCAGUGAUAAAGAGCUUCCAACCUGAGUAAUGAGAUUUUAUACAUUUGAUUUUCACUCUUAUAUUAAGAGUUUUUAUAUGAUGACAGAAAGAAAAAAAAUCACAUAAAUUAUUACCAAUUUGUCAUCAUUUCAUUCAUCUUUGUGUACUAUGUUUGCACUUUUUAAGCGAUUGCUUGUAACUAUUGGUUACUUGGGUAUAUAUACAAAUAUGGUAAAAAGAAGAUAGAAGGAGUAAAUUGGCUGUCAAAAACAGGGGUAAAUUGGGGGUUGUCACAGUUUUGUUAGAUAGAGCCUUGGUCUGCAUGUAACCUAGUUGGGUCAUGUUCUUCUUUUAAGUUUUGUUUUUUUAGAUACGUGUAGCAUAUUUGUAAUCAGCUAUUAUUUGUGUCUGAUGAGUGGAUACAUCAGCCCAAUAAAUCAUGAUUUAUACAUUUAUUUGUUGCUUAUUAAUAAGGUAGUAAAUAAAC